Acipenser ruthenus (sterlet) is the source of this 2014-nucleotide messenger RNA. RefSeq names its product caveolin-1-like. The transcript has 3 exons. Gene Ontology annotation, molecular function: transmembrane transporter binding; protein kinase binding; molecular adaptor activity. Gene Ontology annotation, cellular component: perinuclear region of cytoplasm; caveola; cytoplasmic vesicle. NCBI's taxonomy places the organism in Eukaryota, Metazoa, Chordata, Actinopteri, Acipenseriformes, Acipenseridae. The record is from RefSeq and is a predicted model, not a curated record. The coding region runs from base 154 to 696 and encodes 180 amino acids. Gene Ontology annotation, biological process: negative regulation of endothelial cell proliferation; caveola assembly; negative regulation of protein tyrosine kinase activity.
UGUCAUCCCGGCCAAACAGCACACAAACUGAAAUCCCGCCAGCAGUCUACCGCGCAGCCACCACCCUCUUCUUUAACGAUAUCUCCCUUCCUCCAAAUUUGUAUUGUAGUACAACACAAGCCCAAUCUGAUCUCACUUCAGAUUCGGUGCAGCAUGACUGGUGGUAGCAAGAACGAAGAAUCAGAGGGAUUUUUGUAUCCAUCAUUCAUUAGAGAUCAGGGGAAUAUCUACAAACCAAAGAAUAAAGACAUGGAUAACGACAGUAUGAAAGAGAAGGAUGCCUUUGAUGUUCACACUAAAGAAAUCGAUCUGGUUAACCGGGACCGCAAGCACCUGAACGAUGAUGUUGUAAAGGUUGAUUUUGAGGAUGUCAUUGCAGAACCUGACGGCACCCACAGCUUUGAUGGUAUAUGGAAGGCCAGCUUUACCACCUUCACAGUCACCAAAUACUGGUGUUACCGCAUCCUCACCGCUUUGGUCGGCAUCCCCCUGGCCCUCAUCUGGGGUAUAUACUUCGCCAUCCUGUCCUUCAUUCAUAUAUGGGCCGUGGUUCCCUGUGUGAAGAGCUACUUGAUUGAGAUCCAGUGUGUCAGCAGAGUCUACUCCAUCUGCAUUCACACUUUCUGCGACCCUCUCUUCGAAGCCAUUGGCAAAGUCUUCAGCAGCGUGAGGAUCUCUUUGAGCAAAGAGGUGUGAGGCACACGAGACUAAAAGCAGGGGCUCCAAGGCAUUCUGCUGGCUACAAGCUAACAGCUGCUUUCCAGAAACAGUUUUAUGAACACCGGCACACAGGGGAUUGGGGAGGGGGGGGUGGGGGGGGAGAGUAUUUGCUUACUCAGAUUUGAUCCCAUUGUUUAUCGUUAAAGACAGAGUUCUCCUUUUUUGGCAGUGUGUGUUUAGAGACUGCACCAAAAUUCUUACUCUCUCAUUCCAUCAUAAUACGUUGUGUAAAAUUGUGUUAAUUGUUCAGUUGCUGUUAACCGUGCAUAGGUAUGACAGCUCACUAAACAUACAGUGCAAGGCUACAUAGUGGGUCUGUUGCUGCUGGUAGCCGAGGACUGUGCCUGCAGCUGAACAAUCUUUGCAAACUGGCAGUUUUGAAGAGAACAUUUUUUGUUUUUUGCCACGAUGCUGCCUGGUCUGCUGCAAGGUUUUAUUUUGAUUAAUUGUUGUGUUUAUAACAGAGUAAGAGUGGGAUUUAACUGACUUAUCGUUCAUUUUGUUAUCUCUUGGAUGUUGCAGAAAGUGGGAUUCCUUUUUAAAGCCUACGUGUAGUAAUACGUGUACAUGAUAGAUAAUUUCUUUAAAUUACACUUGAAACAUAUAGUCCAAGUUGGAAAUCAGAAAACAUAAAAUACAGCUACUCAGAAAUGGAUUAUAAAAACAGGAUCAUUCUCUUAGUUUGUUUUUCAUGCUUCAUUGACAUAAUACAACUGACCCUCCCUUAAUACAAGACAAAUUAACAUGACAUUUAUAUUUAAAAAAAAAGCAUGCAUGCAUGUCAGAUGUAAUUUGCACUGUAUUCUUGGAAAAACACAUUUGUGAAAAAAAGACAUUCAGUUCAAUGACUUGAGCCUUAAGUUUUCUUUCAAGUGAGUUCAAAUGCCCUGAAAGUUAUUCAUUGUAAAACUAAAGGUAAUAACAGCUUUUAAUAUUAUUGUAGCAAGUAGAAGUUCACAUUAUUAGAGUAUUCUUCCAUUUAAGGUAGACACUGGCACAGAAGUUUUGUAAAUAACAGCAAAAAAAAGUGUAAUUGCUACAGUAUCUAAAGCAGUGACAACAUGUUAUAUUGUGAUCAUCAGUUAACUCUAAAAUUAAAUAGAUACCUGUGUAAACCUGUGUAUAUUGGUUAUAUUUACUAUCACAAUGGAAGGUAUAUUGCAAAUAUUGCUUGAAUCAAUGCAUUAUUCACAUAGAAAGUUGAUAUAUUUUAUAUCUAAUGGACUUUUUCUUUUCCCCGCUUUUACUGUAAAAACGGAUAUGCUGAGCACAAUAAAAAAAGUUAUAACAUGAA